Messenger RNA from Didymodactylos carnosus, 1139 nucleotides. The record is from the annotation of a GenBank genome assembly. Lineage: Eukaryota; Metazoa; Rotifera; Eurotatoria; Philodinida; Philodinidae.
AUAUUUCUCCAGCGAAAAUUUUAUUGACAUUAAAGCUGUAUCGAAUAAUUUACUUCCACCUCGAUUUGUUGUUCCUUUUGCUCGUUUUAAGCAGUAAUUAGGAUGAGUAUUGUGAUGGAAAUGAAUUAUAUUGCAUAUGGUACCAAAUAAUGUAUGAAUAUAGUAAUAGGGUUGUAUAAUGACCAAUAGUAAUUAAUAACGCAGAGAGUACCACACUCACAUUUUGGAUCAUCAGUAACUAGGUAAAAUAAUAAUUCAUGAAUGUGCAUAUCAGCUCAUAGGAGAAUUAUAACUAAUAAUGAUAUGAAUGAUAUUUUUGUAUAAAUGAACAGAUCUAGCCGAAAAAGUAUGAUUGUAUUGUUGAUCAAUAAUUAAGUCGUAUUUACGCCAAUAGUAAGACAUUAUUUUAUAUGUGUAAUAGUGCUGACGAAGAACAAGACGGAGACAAAGUGCUAAAGACAACGACUGAUUAUUGCUGUCUUGUUCUUCGUGGCUGUAAACAGGUUCAAGUCAAGAUAUUUAGAUAUAAAACAAGAUGUUUUUUUUACUUCGAUGUGGAGCUGUAUAAAAGGGAAAAGUUUUGUUUUACUGUUCUCAUUUUUUGAGUAUAAAAAUUAAGAAGUAGAUAACGAAUAUCGAAAAAUUGUAGUUAACGUUCUCUAUAAAAAUAAAUAGUACUCGGAAAAAAACAAAAAAAUAAUAUUGAUUCGACUCUACUCGACAACACUGGUGACUCGACAUACCUACAUUUGUUUGUAAGUUGUAGGGUUUGUAACAUACCUACUAAGCACAAUACGGAUAAUCCAUACGAUAUACGUGCAUUCGAGUUAUACGAUCAAAUUUCAUACUUACCCAAUAUACUAUUACAAUAGUUUCUAAAAUUUCUUACGACGAGGUACAAAAGCAAUGGUUAAAACUCAGUCCCAAAAUGUCAGUAGAUUCAGUUGGUACAUCAGCCGUUUUAUAGUAUUGUGUAAUAUGGUAAUAUAUAAUAUGGUAUUGAUCCAGCAAUAGCUCCAGCUGUAUUAUCUGUUGUCGAAGAAGAUAAAUUUCCAUUUAUAACUGAUGAAGUUAUGAAUUCUACACCCGGAUUAAAACCGAUUAAAUAUACAAUAGAAGAUUAUUUACGUGGUGAAUAG